AUGGCAAAAGUAAAACAAGAUUUGGUGGCAGUUCAUGGAAAAAUGCCAGGCAGCAGGAGAUGCAGCAUUUAUAGACAUUGUGGGUUGGGAGGUGGUCAGAACAUAAGUAAUAAGCCAGAAAGUUUCAAGGGCAGUGAAGUGCAAGGAGCACAUCUUGUAAUUUCCUUAACUUCCUUUUUUUUGUUUCAUACGUGGUUUUUGUCGAUGAUUGGAGAAGACUUUAGAGGUGGAAAAAUUAACCUAGAAAAAACUCAGAAAUUACUUGAAAAAUUAAAUGUUCAAUGUAAUUAUAUUCAUGUGAAGUAUAUUUUUAAGGAUAAUGACAGGCUGAAGCAGGGAAGAAUCACCAUAGAAGAAUUCAGAUCAAUUUAUCGAAUUAUUGCACACAGAGAAGAAAUUCUUGAGAUUUUCAACGCGUAUUCUGAAAACCGGAAAUUUCUUUUUGAAAAAGAGCUGACCAACUUUUUGACACAAGAGCAGUAUAUGUUUAACACGAAUAAAAGUAUUGCUUCUGAGAUCAUUGAAAAAUAUGAGCCUAUCGAAGAAGUUAAGCAAGCAAAGCAGAUGUCAUUUGAAGGUUUUGCAAGAUACCUGUGUUCAUCUGAGUGUCUACUAUUUAACAAUGAAUAUAAAAAGGUUUAUCAAGAUAUGCAUCAUCCAUUAAAUGAUUAUUUUAUUUCAAGUUCACAUAAUACAUACUUGGUAUCUGACCAAUUAGUGGGACCAAGUGACGUUUGGGGAUAUGUAAGUGCCCUCGUGAAAGGAUGCCGUUGUCUGGAAAUUGAUUGCUGGGACGGGUCACAGAACGAACCUGUCGUGUACCAUGGUUAUACACUCACUAGCAAACUGCUGUUUAAAACUGUUAUCCAAGCAAUACACAAAUAUGCAUUCAUAACAUCUGACUACCCAGUGGUGCUCUCUUUAGAAAAUCACUGCUCCCCUUCCCAACAAGAAGUGAUGGCAGACAAUUUGCAGGCUAUUUUGGGAGAAACCUUGCUUUCUGAUACGCUUAAUGAUUUUCCAGACAAACUACCUUCACCAGAGGCAUUAAAAUUCAAAAUAUUAAUUAGAAACAAGAAAAUAGGAACCUUAAUAGAAACCCACGCAAGGAAAGGCUUCGAUAAGCGUGGCCAGGUAGAGGAAUAUGAAGAAUAUGAAGAGACAGAGCAAGACGAAGACGAGGAGAAAGAUUCGGAAUCACUGGUCACUUUGCAAGACACUCCAGGAAAUGAACUGGAGUCAAAAAAAAGUGUGGUUGGAUUACCACUUUUCAAGAAAAAGAAGGUAAAAGUGGCUGUGGCCCUAUCUGAUCUUGUCAUUUAUACUAAAGCUGAGAAGUUCAGAAACUUUCGCUAUUCAAGACAGAAUCAAAAAUUUAAUGAAAGUAAUUCUAUUGGGGAGUCAAGAGCUCGAAAACUUUCCAAGUUGAGAGCCCAUGAUUUUAUUCUUCACACCAAGGACUUCAUUACCAGAAUAUAUCCCAAAGCAACAAGAGCAGACUCUUCUAAUUUUAAUCCUCAAGAAUUUUGGAAUAUAGGUUGUCAAAUGGUGGCCUUAAAUUUCCAGACCCCUGGUCUGCCUAUGGACAUUCAAAAUGGGAAAUUUUUGGAUAAUGGUGGUUCUGGGUACAUUUUGAAACCACAGUUCCUAAGAGAUAGUGAAACAGAGUUUAAUCCAAGGAAAGUACCAGAAGACAGCAAUCCACUUACACUUACAAUAAAGGUCAUCAGUGGUAUCCAGUUGCCUCCCAGUAACUACUCAUCAUCUAACAAAGCUGACACAUUAGUGAUUAUAGACAUUAUUGGUGUCCCAAAUGAUCAAGUGAAACAGCAGACUCGUGUAAUUAAAAAAAAUGCUUUUAGCCCAAGAUGGAAUGAAACAUUCACAUUUAUUAUUAAAGUGCCAGAACUGGCAUUGAUACGUUUCGUUGUGGAAAACCAAAAUUUAAUAACCGAAAAUGAAUUUCUUGGGCAAUAUACUUUACCACUUUUAUGCAUGAGAAAAGGUUACAGUCGCGUUCCUCUGUUUUCCAAAACUGGUGAGAGUCUUGAGCCUGCAUCACUGUUUGUUUACGUUUGGUAUGUCAGAUAG
Messenger RNA from Miniopterus natalensis, 2091 nucleotides. RefSeq names its product phospholipase C zeta 1 (gene PLCZ1). Gene Ontology annotation, cellular component: nucleus. Gene Ontology annotation, biological process: intracellular signal transduction; positive regulation of cytosolic calcium ion concentration involved in egg activation; lipid metabolic process. Gene Ontology annotation, molecular function: calcium ion binding; phosphatidylinositol-4,5-bisphosphate phospholipase C activity. The record is from RefSeq and is a predicted model, not a curated record. NCBI's taxonomy places the organism in Eukaryota, Metazoa, Chordata, Mammalia, Chiroptera, Miniopteridae.